AUGCCACAAGAGUCUUUUCAAGUGGCUUUUUAUGAUUCCUCAGAUGAUGAGCAGAACGAGCAAGUGGCACAGGUUGUGCCGGUGGUGGAUGGCGUGUCGCCGCAGACCACCCCGACCACAAGAGAUGAGAAUGAUGAUAAUCAAGAACAAGAACAACGCCGACAACAACAACGGAUGUCUUCAUGGCUUGGUCGAAUUGCCAAUCGUACUACGGCGUUCCUUUCUUACGCCUUUGGUGGCCGGAAUGAGCUAAAUACUGAUGCUCCAAUGGAUGCAGAGAGUGCAGAGAAAGAGUCGAAUGACAGCGGUCGGUGGGGGUACAGGGCACACCGCGAAGUGGCCCGCCGGUCAGUUGAGUUGAAUAACGCCGAGUCGUUUGCACCUUCAGAGGAGAUUGCGGUAGACCUCCGUGAGACGAUCCUUCAGUACAAACGCACACCUGAUGAUGUUUAUAUGCGCAUCAUACUUGCUGCGCUUAAUUAUGGAGAGAUUCAGGUUGGUGGGGAUCUGUUCCGUGCCGCCUAUGGCAAUCAUGAACUCAUGAAGGUACUAAUGGAGUCUGGGAAGGUAAACUAUGCUGACCCCUAUGUACAGGAGAUCAUCCAAAAAGAGAUUAACUCGAUGGUUGUGCCUGAUGCAGCGUGUGGUGGCCGGAUUUCCCCUGAAAAGAUUGGGUAUCUGGCGUUGCUUUGCCACGCUCCCAGUGCGACGCUCACAAAAGAACAGGCGUGUCUCUUCCGCCACGCUGGCUUUGAGUUUGUCAAGAUGCUACACGAGAACCCGCACUUGCUGCGUAAUCUACCACCGCCUCGGUGGAUUGUGGCACGCAUAUUGGAUGUUUGCUACUUUCUUGACAUGGUAGUAACCUGGCUUGGACUAAUGGCCACACUGGUAAAUUUGGCUUGUGUUGGGUGGAUUGUUUACUUUUGGCUGGUAGACGGACCGAUUCAAUAUGGCAAUUUUACGAUUCUAUGCUAUGUUGUUGGCUAUGUUGUGAGCAUUGUUGCAGUGAUGGUGUCUGAGGAGGGCAGGAUCCGUGAUUACGAGGACCGACUCUGGGACUACCCAGAUAACACUCUCAAGGUUAUUCCC
Molecule: messenger RNA, 1092 nt
Organism: Trypanosoma theileri
Lineage: Eukaryota; Euglenozoa; Kinetoplastea; Trypanosomatida; Trypanosomatidae
Exons: 1
Source: RefSeq, a predicted model, not a curated record